Drosophila sechellia is the source of this 1828-nucleotide messenger RNA. RefSeq names its product WNT inhibitory factor 1 (gene shf). Bases 275 to 1648 code for a protein of 457 amino acids. The record is from RefSeq and is a predicted model, not a curated record. NCBI's taxonomy places the organism in Eukaryota, Metazoa, Arthropoda, Insecta, Diptera, Drosophilidae. Gene Ontology annotation, cellular component: cell surface; extracellular region. Gene Ontology annotation, biological process: anatomical structure development. The transcript has 8 exons. Gene Ontology annotation, molecular function: signaling receptor binding.
AGAUGAGCUCAGGAGCUGCACUGCGACGGUCGCACCUCGAAACUUAGCGGGAUUUUCAAGUGUCAAAAACCGACUCUUUUCGCGUUUGUUGGACACAAGCCCCAAAAGAAGCUUUCGAGCCAACGAAAUACGUGCAAAGUUGAAGGCUCAUGUAAAUCGGGAACAUAAAGGACCAAAAAACCAAGCUCUAUUUGUUUUUGCCCUCUUGUAUUUUGUCAACAAAACGACUGUUUGUUUUUUUCAAGCCGGCGACCAGCCAACGACUGGGGAAACUAUGACACAUCAGGGCAUCGGCUGCCUGGUCAAGUGGUUAUAUGUGGUGCUGAUCGUGCACACGCUCCUCUGCAUCGGCCAGCUCGAGUGUCGCCAGCAGCACCACAAUCGGAAUAACAAUAACAAUAACAGAAGAGCGGACUCAUCCAGCUCAGAGGAGGGCCACGGCAACACCAGCGAUGGCCUGGACAACAUCGCAGAUCAGGACACCAGCAUCGUUGGCCAUGACCACCAGCCGCGUCGGGGCCAACGAAAGAAACAUCAGGGAGGUGGAGGCAGCGGCGGCGGCGGAACCGGAGGAGGCGGUGGAAGCCGGCACAAUCGCAACGAGGAGAGCGGCAUCUCGUUGUGGAUCAACGAGCAGCAGCUCAAAAUGCUUACAGCGCUCUACUUUCCACAGGGCUACUCGGAGCGCCUGUACGCCAUUCACAACAGCCGGGUGACCAACGAUCUGAGGGACACGACGUUGUACAACUUUCUGGUUAUCCCAUCGGAGGUCAACUACGUUAACUUCACAUGGAAGUCGGGGCGCCGCAAGUACUUCUACGACUUUGACCGCCUGCAGACCAUGGACGAAAGCAUCUUGAAGGCGCCGACUCUGUCCAUUCGCAAGAGCGGACGCAUUCCGCAGGAGCAGAAGAAUUUUAGCAUUUUCCUGCCCUGCACCGGCAACAGCUCCGGCACCGCGUCCUUCAACGUCGGCCUCAAGAUCCAGACGCGCCACAACAAGCCCCUCUCGGGCACACCCAUUCGCCUCAACUUCAAAAAGGAAUGCGCCCACAGAGGUGUGUAUGAUAUAGACGCUUCCAACCCUACUUCACUAACAACUUUGCAAGCUCCCGAUCCAGAAUGCAGCUUGAAGUGCGGCAAGAACGGCUACUGCAACGAGCACCAUAUCUGCAAGUGCAACGUGGGCUACACGGGCCAAUACUGCGAGACGGCCUUCUGUUUUCCGCAGUGCCUCAACGGCGGUAACUGCACGGCGCCGUCCGUCUGCACCUGUCCGGAGGGCUACCAGGGCACGCAGUGCGAAGGUGGUAUUUGCAAGGACAAGUGCUUGAAUGGCGGCAAGUGUAUACAAAAGGACAAGUGCCAGUGCUCCAAGGGUUACUACGGCCUGCGUUGCGAGUACUCCAAGUGUGUGAUCCCCUGCAAGAACGAGGGCCGGUGCAUUGGGAACAACCUGUGCCGCUGCGCUCACGGACUACGAGGCGAUCACUGCGAGAUCGGGCGCAAGCAGCGCUCCAUCUGCAAGUGUCGCAACGGCACCUGCGUCUCCCACAAGCACUGCAAGUGCCAUCCGGGAUUCUAUGGACGCCACUGCAACGGUCGCAAGCGACGUCAUGUCCACCGAAACGAUGACUCCAAGUUCUAGGGCUACCGGCGCACACGAUCAAAUGUAAUAUUCAUUCAACUUUUCACUUUUCUACUAAACAAGCACGACAAGAACAACAGCAACAGCGACAAAAGGAAGAAACGAAAAUAAUUCUAAUUGUGAUACAUUUUUUUUGUAAUUUAACAUAAAAUUUUUAAAUAAAAACAAAAUCUAAGAGUU